Molecule: messenger RNA, 1926 nt
Organism: Colletotrichum higginsianum IMI 349063
Lineage: Eukaryota; Fungi; Ascomycota; Sordariomycetes; Glomerellales; Glomerellaceae
Exons: 2
Coding region: 1-1926 (641 amino acids)
Source: RefSeq, a predicted model, not a curated record
AUGUCGCCCGUCAGGUUCAACACGUCCGGGACGGUCACGGUUGAUGAAUUUGCGGCAAUGACUCGACUCGUUGGGCAGGAGAUGCGAUCCAUCCCCUCUGUCGUCAUUGAGGUACUCCGUUCAGUGAUUCUAGCGAGGAUUGCUCAUUGGGAUGGAUUCCAACAAUUCACCGAGAGCAGUCCCGAAGUCCAAGACUCCCACGCUGCUGACAGAAAUUUCACGAUUGCCCUGUACAAGGCCUUUGAGGCUUUCAAAGCCCUCUGCGUAGAAGAUGUUCAGAAUGCGAACCAGGAGUGGCCAUGUGGAGCCCAAAUAUGCGACGCCCUUGAGGAAAUUGUCUUUGCCAACGACUUUUCGAUUCGGGACAUUCGAAAGCUGGACCAUGAGGGGUCUGACUACGACUCCAGCAACGUUGUCUCUGCAUCCCAAAGGCGCGGUCAAAAAAGACGCAGCAUGAGAAACAAAAACAAGAGGAAAAAGAAGGCGAAGAUUACGGAGCAAGGGACCGCGGCUCUGGGAAAAGUGCCCUUGAAGGAGUAUCGAUUUCUCAGAACCGACGAAGAACUGACAACGGAGUAUACCAUGGCGGUCCGCUCGUACUUCCUGGAUUGUGCCAGCCUGCGUGACUACCUCCAGGGCAUAUGGCAUGAGGUCGCAUAUGACGGCCUCAACAGCGUUGUCGCCGGCGCUUUGGUUCAACUGGCCUUUGGGGUCGUAAAACAAACCGAGUCAGACGUCUUCGCUGACUUCCCAGGCCAGGUUUCUUACGAAACUCUCGAGAGAAUCAUCACACGGGGUAACACCCAGAAGGCCGAGAAGGAGUUCAGCGCAGCCAGGCACGCCCUGGUACCGGACGAUCAGAGCCAAGAGAGUGACGAGGCCUUCGUCGACUUGAAGGAGUACAUGCUGUCCGAUGCCUACCGGAACCUUGUCGAUUUCAUAGUCGAUUACCAGAAGAACCGGAACGGAUUUCCAACCAUGAAAAUGCUCAUGCAUACCACGCCAUGGGACCCUGGCUUUGACUUGCAGCAAGCGACCAAAGAAGAGAGGCUGGAGUGGCGCCGAGUGUACACGAUCAAUUGGCUCUUUGACCUGGUAAACCACUACUCAAGCCCGAUCCUCGAGCAGCCUCCCGGCGGACAAAACCUCGAGGACAUUGACUGGUCCACCAGAAAUGAGUGUCUUGCCCCAAAAGCGAUUUCUGGUUUACAAUACUUCGGAGCAGUCAUUACCUCGCUUGCAAUGCAAAAGCCUGGAACACAAGUUGCGGACCGCAUCUCGCCUCUCGACGUCUUCGUCCUACAAUGCGUCGUCGACGCUUUCACCGUCUCUCGCGGCUGGUCUGUUGACACAUUGAAAGGGCAUGUGAUUAUUGCCUCACCGCAGAGUUUUGACCCAACAAGAGAAAUCAAGAUAUUCUUGCGCGGCAAAAACGAGAGAGGCGACUCCGGCUGUUUAAAUUCUCUUGAUAGGCUGGUGGGUAUAUUCGAAGCCAGCGAAGAAUUCCCCAAAGAACCCGAACACCGUCAAGGUUGGCUUCGCGCCAUCAGAGUGUUCUAUAACAGUUUAUUGUUGCUCGGCGACUCAAACCGAGUGCGUACAUGCCACUCGUUCCCGAGUUCGAACUUCUCUGCGACCCACGUCAACGGCUUGUGGGAACUUUCUCCUCUUCUAUGCGCCACCAAGCGAGUCGUCGACCCCCAGACAGGAAAGAAAACCUUUGAUGACACGGACCUGAUCCGCCGCGCCAGAGGGGAGUUAAAGGUGGACGAUGACGAGCUCUUCGCCAUAGCGAAUGCGCAUAUGAUGGGCGGACCGGACGGCCAGUCUGACUCCCAGCUAACGGGGGAACAACGAUUGAGGCUUGUGAAACGGGACAUAUACAACGACGUGUGCGGAGACUCACCCUUAUCGGGCAUCGACUAG